AUGAGUCACGAGCACAACGAAUUCACGGCUCACAACCGUGAUACUUGGGACUCGAAAGCAAAAGACUACGAUGCAAAGCCCUGGCAGAAGAAGAUAGCAGCUCAAGUCGCUUCUGCAUUGACGUCUCACGCCGACUGGUUAGGAGCGAACCGGACCUCUCCCUCAAACAACGAAUGCAAACUCCUAGACUAUGCAUGUGGAACCGGAAAUGUAACUCGAGUAAGCAUCUCCCCUUCUCUUCGCCCAAAACAUCAAAUGCAAGGCUCUGAUACGAAAUGUAACAGGNCAUUGUCCAACCACAUAACCCACGCAACAGGUCUAGACAUUUCCNCCCAAAUGCUAGACCAAUACACCACUCUCCUCUCCUCAUCCCACCCAUCCCUGCAUCUCACCACCGCAAUCGCAGAUUUCUGCUCUGAGACCACUAACGCCACAAUCUUCAACUCCUUCGAUAUCGCAGGCGUAGCCCUAGGAUUUCACCACUUUAGCAACCCUACUUUGUGUAUCUCCAACCUUUUCUCUGUGCUCAAACCAGGAGGAGUAUUGUUUAUCGUUGACUGGCUUCCGAAGCAAGUUUCUGCUGACGAGCAUAUUGGACAUCAACAUGCGCAUCCCUCCAACCAUGCCUCCAAUCAUCCCGAAGCUGAAGCAGAAACAGAAGAGUGGAAANAGAUGCAGAAGACCAUCAAGACUAAUGGGUUUACAGAAAGUGAUAUGAGGGGCUUUNUUGAGGAGGCAGGGUUUACAGAGUUUGGGUUUGUGGUUUUGGAGGAAGGGUUUGUUUUGCAGAUGAAUGGGAAAGAAGUCAAAAAGACUGGGUUCAUUGCUAAGGGCAGGAAGGCGUAG
Molecule: messenger RNA, 846 nt
Organism: Aureobasidium vineae
Lineage: Eukaryota; Fungi; Ascomycota; Dothideomycetes; Dothideales; Saccotheciaceae
Source: the annotation of a GenBank genome assembly